AUGCCCCGGGCGGUGCCGGGCGCCGUGGGGAGCGGGACGUGCGCGGCGCCGCCGGGGUCAGAGCCGGGGGCUCACCGGGCGCGGGGGCUCUCCGCCGCCGGAGAGAGCGGACCCCCCCUUGGCCGCCCUCCGGGGGCACCUCGGCCCCUCCGGCGCUGGCACGUGGUAAGCCGCUCUUCAGCCAAAGAUUUUCCUAUCUGUCCCUCCCUGGAACUCUGUCCAUCAGGUUGGCUGUAUUUCCAGAGGAAAUGCUACUACCUCUCAGAGAGUGAAGCCAACUGGAACUCCAGUCAGAGCCUCUGCUCUUUGCACAAUGCUUCUCUCCUGGUGAUCGAAAAUCAUCAGGAACUGGAUUGA
Molecule: messenger RNA, 357 nt
Organism: Tauraco erythrolophus (red-crested turaco)
Lineage: Eukaryota; Metazoa; Chordata; Aves; Musophagiformes; Musophagidae
Source: RefSeq, a predicted model, not a curated record